AUGUAUAACUCAGCUCCAGAUACUCCGUCGCCUGUUUAUCCGGACAGGCUCAUUCGGCCCCUUCCUAAACGGACCCUACGGUCUCGGUUAUCGCCCGAGGCUGCCGACUCAAUCCUCUACCCUCCCGCACCCCCAGCGACCCAACUCUUCUACGGAACCUCUGCGGACCAUGGAGAGGUUGUUAAUGACAGCAAAGUCUACGUGCAACAAAGUCUAGACACGGACGCGCAUGAUCAUAUUGCGGAGCGAGAAACACACCACACCUAUGAAAACAGCCUCGAUCUAGAGAGCGGUGACGAGGACGGUCCGGUUGUGGUUCGUCGAAGCGCCGGUUUUCGCGGGUCGUCUCUCUCGCCGUCUGCUGCAAGAAUUCAACCCCAUGCACCUUCUGGCAAGGUAGAAGGAUUACCGAUCAAGUCUCCCUCGACAGGUCCCGACGGAUACGAUGCCUUCGAGAACACUAAUAACAAGAAGAAGCGCAAAAUCCCUACUCCCGGAAAUUUGGGCGGUCAUCAUUCCACACUCUCCCCUGAAUUUGCAAACAUGGGGCUGGCAAGCUCCGCACAGGCGGCGUCAACCACGAUUCACGAAGUAAAUAACGUUGGCACAUAUUAUGGUACCGGCAGCCCCGCGUCUCCUGGACUCGGCGGUAUUUCGGGCCCCGGUAGAGGCCGUCUUGGGCGGCAUCCAUCUCGCAGUGGUCCGUCAAGAAACUCCCUGUCGGUCCAUUCUCAGAUUGGCUGGCCCGCGGCCCGAGCAGCAGGUCGCCGGGAUGGCAUGUUAUCCACGUCGGCACCCGCAGGUGACCCUACAGCAAAAUCCGACCAGGGUAUCAUUUCCGCCGCCAUAGCGAACGCUGCGGCCUUUUCCUCUCCUCCACGAGGCCAGGGGGGUACCAGCUUGCUUGAACAGCAAACAACACCAACCAAGACACAAUUCACCUUCACCUGCGAGUCCGAUUCGUCGAAAGGUAUGGCUUUGCAGUCUCAAAGUCUGUAUCCAGCACCGCAGCGUUCGUCCGCACCGCUCGCAAGUCAAACUCCGCGAGGCAUCUCCACACAAGGAACCCAAACAAGCCCGAGUAUGGCGGCGCACGGCAAUCAACAACCUCAACAUCCUCAUCAGCAAGCCCCUGGUGCCGAGUCACCCGGUACAGGUAAAAAGAAGAGGCGGUCACAGGGGAGCAUCUACGCAUUGGCAGCCCGUCAACGCAAGAUUCAGCAACAGUAUGCUAAUCUCCACCAUCCCCCAAGUCCUGAAGAUAUCUGGAUCUGCGAGUUUUGCGAGUACGAGAGCAUUUUUGGUCGGCCACCCGAGGCCUUAAUCCGGCAAUACGAGAUCAAGGAUCGCAAAGAGCGAAAGCGACUGGCGGAAAAGAAGAGACUGCUUGAAAAGGCCAAGAUGAAGGGCCGCAAGGGCAAGAAGGCCACUAAGAAUGCGGCGAAAAGCGCGGCGGCUCACCAGACGGUAUAUGAUCAAGGAUACGAUCGCGCAUCUGUCGAUCAUUCUUCUGUCGCUGGCCACGGAGCGCAUGACGACGAAUACUUAGGUCAUGAGUACGACGAUGAACCCCUUCCCAUGCCACCGCCUGCACCGCCCAAUUCCUUCAAGUCGCCGCCGGCGCCCGGACAUCUAAUCAAGCCAACGACACCCCCGCCGCAUAUGCAGGCAAGCAUAGAUGCGGCAAGUACUCGACCACCCUGA
Aspergillus udagawae is the source of this 1704-nucleotide messenger RNA. RefSeq lists its product as uncharacterized. The record is from RefSeq and is a predicted model, not a curated record. NCBI's taxonomy places the organism in Eukaryota, Fungi, Ascomycota, Eurotiomycetes, Eurotiales, Aspergillaceae. Bases 1 to 1704 code for a protein of 567 amino acids. The transcript is spliced from 2 exons.